Messenger RNA from Anopheles gambiae (African malaria mosquito), 5417 nucleotides. RefSeq names its product thyrotropin receptor (gene Lgr1). The record is from RefSeq and is a predicted model, not a curated record. Gene Ontology annotation, molecular function: protein-hormone receptor activity; protein binding; G protein-coupled receptor activity. The coding region runs from base 1762 to 4641 and encodes 959 amino acids. Gene Ontology annotation, biological process: G protein-coupled receptor signaling pathway. Lineage: Eukaryota; Metazoa; Arthropoda; Insecta; Diptera; Culicidae. The transcript has 10 exons. Gene Ontology annotation, cellular component: membrane.
AGUUUGCUCGUGACUUCGCGCCCGGACGGAUUUUCCUGGUGCGCUUUCCGUGCGCACAGCCGCCGCGGUACAGUGCCAUUCGUGUCGGACCGUGCGUUGGUCCAAGCCCGCAGUGACGGCACUUGUCUCCGUUGCGACCCCUUUUGUGUUUGCCCUUGAUGGUGGCCGGUGUCUGCGGGUAUAGAGUUACCAGUGUGGCGCGAUAAUUGCUCAAAAACCCGGCAGCCCCUCAACUAACCGCGUGAAGGGGGCCAAUACCAGUUGGCGAGCUUUUAAUUAAUGAAGUCAUCUAUCUGGUGGAAAAUCGGGUGUACCCCGAGCCCUAUCACUGCGCCACCGCCAGUCUCGGCGGCUCGAUUGUUGGGGCUACAUCAAAAUUAGCUUGACGAAGGGCGGCGGUGGUACUGCUGCUGCUGCUGCUGCUGCAUAAGAUCAAGUGCGAGAGGAAUUAUUGUAUCUGCAGUUGAGUGUGCGUUUGCAAGGGUUGGGAAUGUGUGUGCGCGUGCGAGCUUUUGUAGUGAUGUCCAAGGUUUCGUCUUGAGCCCGUCGCAACUGUACACAUCGACGAUUGGGCUCUCCGUGAGACUUCCCCCGGUUGGAUACGGUCUGUUAGACGGUCGCCCAAGAGUGAGACGGUUAGUGCGCGACUGAACGAAAUUAUCAUCCCGAUGCUAAUUUACCACGCCAACAGAGAGGGUGUUUUUUAAGAUAGCUAAAAUUGAGUAAGAAAAAAACGGCCACAAAUAUUUCCUCUGGAGCAGGCUCCGCGGCCAGCAGCUGUUAGAUCUACAUCUUUAUUGUUCUCUCCUCCUCCCCCGGAUCGGUGUGUCUGUGGCAUUUGUGAGAGUGUGUUUCCACACGCAAAAAAAAAAGAAAACCCCGGACGCAGACGUGUAAUGAUAUACAUGCGUGCGUGCAGCUGUGGAUAUGUGUGUGAGAUUUGGUGUAUGUGGCUCUGUGCUUAAGCCGUGAUAGUGCCCGUGAUAUCGAGAUUUGUGCUGGCGGAACACAUUUGUCCUUCGGAAGAGCAAAAAGCAAACACGGUCGCAGACUGGUCGACUCGCUUGUUUGCACGAUAUCGUGCGAUCAUGAUCUAAUUUAAGGUUGCAAAUCGUCUGCCGAAGGUAGAGCAGAAGCGGAGAGCACGAUAACCACUUGACAGGGAAACGAAGCUACAAAAAAAAAGGUAAUAGAAACUCUAGGCAAGUGUGUGCUAUUUGCAGGGUUCGGAACACUUUCUGGAGUGCCAGUGCCAACCAUAACGUCCUGGACAGUCGCGAUCCGAUGGAAACCCUGCGCGAACGGGUCUGGUCAGGUAUCUUCGGUGAUUUCGGGUACGGAAGAUUCGGUUCGGAUUCCUUCCGGUGGUUACCGGUGUAACGCGCCCAAAAUAUGACAAUCACAUUCGGCCGCUACUGGCUAGACGGCGUAGACGCACAAACUUUUCGACAGACGGUGGCGGUGGCCGUUCAGCAGGUCGGUGUGUUCGAGAACGAAAUCACGUGAGCAGGAGGUGGUAGUAGCAGGGUUUCUCGAUCAAGCAAGCCUUGUUCGUCUACAGUGGGCUCACCCGCUCCACUCCGUGUGAACGCAACAUACGCAACCCAAUAGCCGCAAGCGUCAAAGUGAACUGUGCAAACAUAUAAAAAAAACGGAGGGAAAACAAAGAGAGAAACCCAAACGUAGCCAAACUUCCGGCAGCUAUUUUGAAAACCGGUACGCACCGCCGCGGUGUCCAUCGCGAAAGGCGAAAAUAAAAUAAUGACAGUUUGGUGGAACCGCGCCCGGGGCCCGUUUUAUCGACCGUGGGUGUGUGUGUGGUUGUGGUGCUCGGUUAGUAUCCUGCUGGCAGGAAGUCAACCGAUCGCGGUGGUGCUGGCGGCCACGCAAGCAAGCCCUAACAGUGUUGCGGUUACGUCGGUCAACAAUGUGAUUGCUGCACGGACCGGCAAACCUGCGGUGUCGGGGCUGGAGGUAGGGCUAGAUGCCGCCUGGGGCAACACAACGACAACAGCAAUGCUGGACGCGAACGGUACCCGCUCUCGGCAGCCGGUACACGAGGAUGCACCUGCGGACGGGCUGGAAUCUGGCACAGUACCGGUGAUUGAACUGAAACGCGGCCAAUGCCGGUGCUGGAACUCGACCGAGGAAGCGGCAGGCGAGGUGCAGUGCCGCUGCCUCGGGCAAUCGAUCGUCCGGGUGCCCCAGAAGCUGACCGGCAUGCAGCGCCUCACGCUGGAAAAGGUUGGGAUCAAGCGGUUGCGCACGAACGCGCUCACCGUGUACGCGGACACGCUGCAGGAUCUGUUUUUCAUCUACUUGCGGGAGUUUCAUCGCAUCGAGCCGGCCGCCUUCGCCCGGCUGCGCCAUCUGCGUACACUGUACAUUGCUCACGCACCGAAGCUAGAGUUUCUGCCCGCCGACGUGUUUGAAGGCAUCUCGACGAGACUGAAAACGCUGCGGAUUAUACACAGUGGACUACUUGCGGUGCCCGACCUGCGCGUUCUCUCCGAUCACAUAAUAAUGCAUAUGGUUGAUUUGGAUGGAAAUCAAAUUCGCGAAAUCCACGAGCGAUCGAUUCAACUGAAGACUGACGAGCUAAUCCUCGAUAAUAAUGCGCUCACCGAGAUUCACGGUUCAGCUUUCCAUGGCUCUGAAAUAGCAAAACUAAGCAUCAAAAUGAACUACAAGCUAAAGGAAAUCCACGAAAAAGCGUUUGUGGGCAUAAGCAACAUAAGAGAGCUCGAUCUCUCUGGUACCGCCAUCGAGGAGUUGCCCACGGAAGGCUUAGCCGAGCUGGAAGUCCUACGCAUUCAGCAUACACACUCGUUGAAAACUAUUCCCUCAGUGUACAACUUUAAGAACUUACGGACCGCCUACCUGACGCAUUCAUUCCACUGCUGCGCGUUCAAGUUUCCUGCCCGGCACGACCCGGACGCACACGAGCGCAACUUGAAAAAGUUCUACGAAGUGCAGCAUCGGUGCAUUGCGAACGGUUACUCUACGCCACACUUUAAGCUGGAGGUACCAUCCAGCGCCGAAACGCCGCUCGUGCUGGAUGCGGAUGGAAAGGAAGGGAGUGGCCCAGACCGGACCGAUCGGAACCGCCGUUCGGCCGAUUUUCGACACUGGUUUCGGUUGACGACGAGCGACGAAACGAACGGACGGUCACCUUGGACUGACACGUUGCAGAAGGGCAUCGAUCUGUCGGACAAGCGGAUGGGUGAGAUAGUUGAUGACAGCUAUCUGCUGCCGAUCACGGGUCAUCCGGUAGACGAUGCGGGCGAACUGGCAAUCGGAGGUGGGCUGUACACGGAAAAUCCGCUGCUCGGCGAGUUUCACGAAACGGUUGCACAGAUUUCGUCGAUGGAAGCGCUCUGUGGUAAUUUGACGCCAAUGAUCCUGGAUGUACAAUGUUACCCGAUGCCAGACGCGCUGAACCCGUGCGAGGACGUGAUGGGAUCGCACUGGCUUCGGGGAUCCGUUUGGGUGGUGGUCCUGCUGGCCGUGUUUGGCAACGUGGCCGUAGUGGUCGUGCUGUUCUCUAACCGUAGCGACCUGACCGUCCCAAAGUUUCUGAUCUGCAAUCUCGCGUUCGCUGAUCUGUGCAUGGGCCUCUACCUGCUGCUGAUUGCCUCGAUCGAUGCACACUCAAUGGGCGAGUACUUCAACUACGCGUUCGAUUGGCAAUACGGCGUCGGGUGCAAGGUGGCCGGCUUUCUCACCGUGUUCGCCAGCCAUCUGUCCAUUUUCACGCUCACGAUCGUUACGCUCGAGCGCUGGUUUGCGAUCACGCACGCGAUCUAUCUAAACAGGCGUAUUAAGCUGUCGGCCGCGAUGUACAUCAUGAUCAUCGGCUGGGUGUACGCGAUCACGAUGGCGUCGAUGCCGCUGUUCGGCAUCAGCAACUACUCGUCCACCUCGAUCUGCCUGCCGAUGGAGGCACGGGACAGCCUGGACAUAGCCUACCUGCUCACGGUGCUGGUGGUGAACGGGUGCGGCUUCGUGGUGAUUGUGGUUUGCUACGCCCAAAUCUAUCUCUCCCUCGGAAAGGAAACGCGCCAGGCAGCACGCUCGGCGCACAGUGGCGAGAUGACGGUGGCCAAAAAGAUGGCGCUGCUGGUGUUUACGAACUUUGCCUGCUGGGCACCGAUUGCGUUCUUUGGUCUGACGGCCAUCGCCGGCUACCCGUUGAUCGGUGUCAGCAAGUCGAAGAUACUGCUGGUGUUUUUCUAUCCCCUGAACUCGUGUGCCAACCCGUACCUAUACGCCAUACUGACCGUCCAGUAUCGGAAGGAUCUGUUUUCGCUGCUUGCAAACUAUGGUCUCUGCACGCAACGGGCGCAACAGUACAAAAUGACCUAUUCGAUGCCCACCAACACAUUCCAGGUUGCACCGGCGCGAGGUUCCGUGAACUACAACAGCAGCAACAACGGAACGAUCACGUCGGCGGCCGGUAUGGCAGCCCUUGCCAGCACCAACACGGACACGAUCACCACCACCGUCACGUGUGGCAGCGUGGUACUGAACUCCAAUGGCAACCACGGCAAUGGGACGGCUACGGGUGACACCAGCGCUAACAGCCCGGCCAACGGGACAAGCGCUGGGCCCGGUGUCGUGGAGGACGAAACGUUUCUUUGAGCCACUGUCCGCAUUCGACAGUGAUCUUGGCUCACCAUUCCCGGUGAUUGGAUGUGCUUGUGCUCUCUCUUUCUUUCACUUUCCUUGCCACUCUCAUUACCUUCACUUUAGUGCUCAACAGUGAUGCACAAAUUCAACGUUCAGCUGGGACAAGUUGAGUUUGGGCAUUCGCGUGCACGGUGGCGCUUCCCCAGCAAAGUAAAGGAGCACCAAAACAUUACAUGUUACAUGUGUCCAGCUGUGUGAUUGUGUAAACAUGUGUUACGAUGUGUAAGCAUGCUCUGCAGCAACAAUGUGUGUUAUACGGAAGUUAGAAACACUUUACAAACGCUUACUAAAAAAAUCCAGCAUAGGAAAGAUAGGACUGAUCAGAGUUUUGGGGAAAUUAUUUUUGUACGAAAGGCUGCUAUCAAAAGACAUGCUCAGCAAACCAGCAACAUGUGAAAUAUUGAGGAAAAUGUACCAUACUAUCGUUGUGAUUCCGGCCGCCAUUCAUGUAACAAAAAAAAAGGGAUACUCAUUAGGAGAAAGAUUCAUUAGUUGUAUGAACUCUGAGCUCCACUGUCAAAAUCUUCAGAUCAUUUCAUAUAGCUUUAAGCUAGUACGUUGAAUGUAACAGUAUUACCCCUACCUUUUAGCUUUUGUACGUUAAGGCUGUAUCUUAUCGAGUUAUAUUUAGCAUUACUUUGAGUUUUAUAGGUAGAUAUGCUAAAAUAAAGAUGAAAUGCUGUCCCAUUCAGUAUAUUGAAUCAACGAUAUUGAUCUGGGUAGACUAA